AUGUCGGGACCCACCCCAUUGAGCACCCCACUUAGCUUCCACAGCCUGGACCAGGGCCGGCAGCAGGCCGAGCGGCUGAGCGUGCUGCGGGCCUCCUGUGCCAACGCCAGCCUGGCCUUCCCCACCAAGGAGCGCUCGUUCGACGACAUCCCCAACUACGAGCUGAACCACCUCAUCGUGGACGACCGCCACGGGGUCAUCUACUGCUACGUGCCCAAGGUGGCCUGCACCAACUGGAAGCGCGUGAUGAUCGUCCUGAGCGAGAGCCUCCUGGACCGUGGCGCGCCCUUCCGCGACCCCCUGGACAUCCCCCGCGAGCACGUGCACAACUCCAGCACUCACCUGACCUUCAACAAGUUCUGGCGCCGCUACGGGAAGUUCUCGCGCCACCUCAUGAAGGUCAAGCUGAAGAAGUACACCAAGUUCCUGUUCGUGCGCGACCCCUUCGUGCGGCUCAUCUCCGCCUUCCGCAGCAAGUUCGAGCUGGAGAACGACGAGUUCUACCGCAAGUUCGCCGUCCCCAUGCUGCAGCUGUACGCCAACCACAGCAGCCUGCCCGCCUCGGUCGCCGAGGCCUUCAGCUCCGGCCUCAAGCUGUCCUUCGCCCACUUCAUCCAGUACCUGCUGGACCCGCGCACCGAGAAGCUGGCGCCCUUCAACGAGCACUGGCGCCAGGUGUACCGCCUCUGCCACCCGUGCCAGAUAGACUACGACUUUGUGGGGAAGCUGGAGACCCUGGACGAGGACGCCGCCCAGCUCCUGAGGCUUCUCAAGGUGGACCAGCGUCUCCACUUCCCCCCGAGCUACCGCAACAGAACUGCCAGCAGCUGGGAGGAGGGCUGGUUUGCCAAAAUCCCCCUGGCCUGGAGGCAGCAGCUCUACAAACUCUACGAAGCAGACUUUGUUCUCUUCGGCUACCCCAAGCCCGAGAACCUCCUUAGAGACUGAAAGCCUCAGGUUUCCUUUCCUUCCCCCUUUGCCACAUUGUGCAAGUCCACGCGCUCCCGGCCGUGAGGCGGCUGAAAAGUUCUGGGACUGAGCGCAUACACACUCCAGUUUUUUAAGUAACCUACGAUUUUGCAAUCUGGACUUACUGUUGACUCCGCUGCCUAUAUCCAUUGAGCACUGUGUUAAUAUUGUUUUUUUAAGAUUAAUAUAUUUCAGAUAUUUAAUAUGAAAAGUGGAAGGACAUGCUGGAGUAAAGUGUCUCAUCUGUGC
Galeopterus variegatus (Sunda flying lemur) is the source of this 1218-nucleotide messenger RNA. It is a transcript of the gene CHST12, whose product is annotated as carbohydrate (chondroitin 4) sulfotransferase 12. Bases 1 to 948 code for a protein of 315 amino acids. Gene Ontology annotation, biological process: carbohydrate biosynthetic process; proteoglycan biosynthetic process. Gene Ontology annotation, cellular component: membrane. The transcript has 2 exons. Gene Ontology annotation, molecular function: sulfotransferase activity. NCBI's taxonomy places the organism in Eukaryota, Metazoa, Chordata, Mammalia, Dermoptera, Cynocephalidae. The record is from RefSeq and is a predicted model, not a curated record.